AUGUGGAUCUUUGUAACAGUGUCAGUGGUUUUGUGCACAAAGGUAUUGUUACUUGAUGAACAUUUUGUAGAUUCUAGCGCAGUUAAUAAUUUUGAUGUGGGAGAGCCUUUAAUAUUGACCCCACUGAUACGAGCAGGAAAUGUGUCAGAGGCCCGGAGAAGAGCUAGGGUGAGACCUGACAUCGGAAACACCACGAGUUUCUCCGGAUACUUCACUGUCAACAAGGGUUGUGGGUCGAAUAUUUUCUUCUGGUUCUUCCCAGCCCAACAAAGGAAAAAGGAUGCUCCUGUUGUACUUUUCCUCCAAGGAGGCCCAGGAGUUUCUUCAAUCUACAGCUUGUUCGAGGAAAAUGGGCCCUUGACCUAUAAAGAGAAGUUGGGACGAAGACGGUUUUCCUGGAAUGUCAAGAACAACCUUCUCUUCAUCGAUCAACCGGUUGGUACAGGUUAUAGCUUCACCAGGAGAGGAUGUUACGCUGAAAACGAAAAAGAAAUUGGUAAGGAACUGUACUAUGCGAUCGUCCAAUUCUUUCAGUUGUUUCCUUACUUCAGAAGAAAUAAGUUCUUCAUCACCGGUUAUUCCUAUGCAGGUCACUUUAUCCCGGCUUUGGGUUACACGAUUCACAAAAACAACCCUGAUGCUGAGGUGAAGAUCAAUCUGAGAGGAAUGAUGAUCGGGAAUGGUUGGAUGGAUGCUCUCUACCAAAAUGAUUUAGGUAGUUCACUUUAUCAGCUGGGACUGGUUGAUACAAACGGACGAGACGUUUAUUAUGACUAUCAGGAUAGGUUUUCUGAAUACUUAAAGAACAGAGAGUAUAAACAAGCAAUUCAAGUUCGAAUUGCCGAACUCACUGAUCUGUACACCACUUACGUGGGAAAUGUCAGUAUAACUAACUUUCUCGAGGAUGAUGUUACACUACCAACGCCUUACGAGGAAUUCAUACAAAGACCGGAAAUUCGUAGAUCACUUCAUGUUGGAAACACAAAUUUUUCGUUUUACAACAGCGUGGUGGAGGAAAGAUUGGGAGUCGAUCCUGUUCUAUCAGUGAAACCGUGGGUUGAGGUGCUUCUAGAGGAUUAUUUUAUAGUGUUCUACACGGGCCAACUAGACCUCCUUACGGCUUAUCCGACCGUUGAGAACUUCGAGAACAAUCUGAACUGGAGUGGAGAAGAAUGCUUCAAAAACGCAACCAGGCAGAAGUGGUGUGUUAAUGGAAGACAGGUUGGGUACCUGAAGGGUAAUUGCAAUUUGUAUGAUGUGAUGGUACGCAAUGCCGGCCACUCAGUAUCCUUUGACCAACCUGAAUGGGCUUUUAUCCUUGUCAACUCUGUCACUUCUGGUCCUAAAAAUGACCCCUUUCAUGCCUUGGAUAAGUGUUAA
Molecule: messenger RNA, 1380 nt
Organism: Homalodisca vitripennis (glassy-winged sharpshooter)
Lineage: Eukaryota; Metazoa; Arthropoda; Insecta; Hemiptera; Cicadellidae
Product: venom serine carboxypeptidase-like
Exons: 1
Coding region: 1-1380 (459 amino acids)
Biological process (GO): proteolysis
Molecular function (GO): serine-type carboxypeptidase activity
Source: RefSeq, a predicted model, not a curated record